Anisakis simplex (herring worm) is the source of this 1338-nucleotide messenger RNA. The record is from the annotation of a GenBank genome assembly. NCBI's taxonomy places the organism in Eukaryota, Metazoa, Nematoda, Chromadorea, Rhabditida, Anisakidae.
AUGGUGGAUGCUUGUUGGGAUUACAUCUAUUUGGGUGUGGCGUACGAUGCGAAAACGAUGCCUGUUCCCGAAGAAAAGUUGAGCAAAUUGAGACGAGAGUUCUUGUAUUGGUAUCCAGUGGAUAUGCGUGUAUCUGGAAAAGAUUUAGUGCAGAAUCACCUGACAUACUUUCUGUUCAACCACGUCACCAUUUGGAAAGAUCAUCCGGAGUUGUGGCCGAAGAGUAUUCGAGCGAAUGGUCAUCUGCUGCUGAAUAAUGAAAAGAUGUCGAAACAGACGGGUAACUUCUUGACGUUGAGUGAUAGUGUGACACAAUUCUCGGCCGAUGGAAUGCGUUUAUCACUGGCGGAUGCUGGCGAUUACGUAGAGGAUGCAAAUUUUGUGUUUGCAAUGGCCGAUGCGGGUAUAUUACGACUGUACAAUCUGCUGGAGUGGAUCAAAGAAAUGGUCGUUCUCAGAGACACUAAUGCACUGAGAACGGGUGCGACGCAUUCGUUCGCGGAUCGUGUGUUCGAUAAUCAGAUGAACACGGCUAUACGACUGACCGCAACUAAUUACGAAACUACUCUCUUUAAAGAGGCACUCAAAACGGGAUUCUUUGAAUAUCAGUCAUAUCGAGAUAAGUACCGUGAGUUGUGCGGUGGUGAUACGGGAAUGCACGUGGAUUUGGUGUUUAAAUGGAUCGAAACUCAGGCGAUUAUUCUGUCGCCAAUAUGUCCACAUAUAGGUGAACAGAUCUGGCAGAUUCUCGGCAAGAAGAAUUUAAUUGUUUGCGAGAGGUGGCCUUUGGUAGCUGAGCCGAACCCGAUCACCGCAAAAGAAGCCGAAUUCAUUGAGGAUGCGAUGAAGGAAUUCCGAGCACGUCUUAAGAAUCAUACCAAUCCGAAAAAGAAGGGUAACCCAGCGGUGGUGAGUGCGCCACCAACAGAAGCGAUCAUUUACGUGGCCAAAGAGUAUCCGAGCUGGCAGCGAGAAGUGCUGACCAUAUUGAAUCAACUCUACAGCGAUGGUCAUGACGAACUGCCCGACAAUAAAGUGAUAUCGCAACGUCUUCUCGCCGAAGCUUCACUGAAGAAAGUGGCAAAGAGAACGAUGCCGUUCGUGCAAAUGAUUAAAGAGAAUUUGGCUUUGCACGGUCGUGGGGCGUUGGAUAUGGGGUGUAGAUUCGAUCAAGCUGAUGUGUUGAGAGAGAAUAUGGAUUAUAUUUUGGUGAAUUUGGAAUUGGAAAAAGUGCAGAUUAAAGACACGAGUGAGCAAGGUAUUGAAGCGAAUAUUGUGGAUAUCACAUGUCCUGGACGUCCGAUUAUUAUGUAUUAUCAACCGAAGGUAUGCAUGUGA